This is a messenger RNA of Anguilla anguilla (European eel), 7497 nucleotides long. RefSeq names its product multivesicular body subunit 12Ba (gene mvb12ba). The record is from RefSeq and is a predicted model, not a curated record. The transcript is spliced from 10 exons. Gene Ontology annotation, cellular component: ESCRT I complex; late endosome. Gene Ontology annotation, biological process: regulation of epidermal growth factor receptor signaling pathway; virus maturation; viral budding. Lineage: Eukaryota; Metazoa; Chordata; Actinopteri; Anguilliformes; Anguillidae. Bases 1699 to 2580 code for a protein of 293 amino acids.
CGAGACUGUUGGAUUUGAAUAUGUGUGUUUUAGGAUGUUUGGGGGAGCCUGCGGUUUUAACAUUUAAUUUUUUUGUUUUAUUCUUCUUGUCCAAUGCUAACGUUGUGGAAUGCUAACACAUGCUAGCCAAGUAAUUUCUCCGCAGUUGCCGAUUAGCUAGCCAAUUACUCGCUAGUCUUCUAGCUAGAUCGUUAAUGGUUUUUAAAUUUGGUAGCGUGCUGCUGAUGGCCUGGUUAUCAUGCGUUUUAUGGUUUUGAUAUUCAUUGAAUGAACAUGAACAUUAGCUAGCCAAGUUAAAGGGAGUGUUUGUAAGACUGCGACCAAACAGCUUUUAUGAUUGGCAGUCAACAAUCAAGCUUUGCCUAACAAGUGUUUCUAGCUAGCGUUACCUUCGCCGUUUUAAAGUUCGUUGGACAGUUUUAUUACGCUUGUUUAUUUGGAUUGUUUGCUGUUUUUAUGAUGUAGUGCAUGCCAAAUUGACACAGCGAAAUGUCUGAUCGGUAGAUUGACUAGGUAAGUUAACCAAGUAGUGUAAGCAAUUUGCAAUGAACGCUAAACAUGCAGUUGAUGUAUGUCUAGCGAGCAGGCUUGUUAGCUUGUAGAGUCGUUUUAGUUCCUUAGCUGAUUUACUAAGCCUAUUGAUCUGUUGCUAGUUGUUCUUAAUAUUUUUUUCUUGCUCCGUAACACCGAAAACAUAUUUUGUGGAUAUAGUUGGGUAACCAGUUGAGUAUCCAACUAACUGACGUAAUCUUGCUAGUUUAUUCGUUGAUAAGAAGCGAGAGUUGAUUAGCUGGAGUAACUAACUAGGUAGAUAGACUGAGGUAAAUAGUAGUUGGCAGCGGUGGUGAGUCUUUACAGCUUAUGGUCUCAGGAAACAUAUGCUUCACAUCUGUGUUUCAUGCCUUUGGAAGUGUAACUUUGGCUGUGUUUUGUCAACAAGUUCUACCUGGCAUGGAAUGUGUUGUGUGCAUGGGAGUGCUCUGUUCAGCCGCAACCCUGGUAUCUUCAACAGGGUAAAUAAAACCUUGGGUAUAAGUUUGGAGACUAUUGCGGUAAGGAUUUGCAGAGAAUGAACAAUCCACAGAUUAGUGUCAAAUGGUCGUUUUGUUUUAAGUGAUGGUGCCUGUUGAAAAGUGAUGGGCAUUUCACGUUGGAGGGUGUGUCGGUGAUUGUAAGCUGUUCCUCAUUUUGAGGCUACAGGAAAUGAGAGGGCACUCGUGCAAAGUUCACUUUAAGUACUGCAGAGUUUACAGUUGCCUAGGACACGGGCUGGAAUUUUUUUUAAGGAUUUACAGGAUUCCGGGAUGAGUGAGCCUGCAUGCCCUCAUUGCUGCAUUCAGAAUGUCCAAAUGAAAGACCGCUUUCAGCCGACAGGCUUCACUUAAGGGGACAUCGGCACUUAUUAGUGCGCAAAGCGAACGGCAGAAAGAGGGGAUUGUCUCUCCGCAAGCGAGUUGACAUACCCUGCGUUUAUUCAAUAAGCCUCGGUCAUCGCCUGAAAAGAAAGAAGAAAGCUACCGCAACGAAUCCGUCAAUUCAAUAAACAUAAUUGUAAUGGAUAUGCUAACUGUUUAGCGUGAAGGACAUAACCAAGCGUUUACUGAAGUCAACGCUGCAGUGAAACUGCCGGGAAGCUCUUCCAGGGAGAGGGAACUCGCUGUGGAAUCGAAGGCAAAAAAAAAACAGAACUCUCCCGUCAUGCCAGAGGUGCGGGACCUGUCGGAAGCCCUGCCGGACCUGCUCAUGGACCCCAUCACCGGGGUGGGCGUGGUGGCGUCCCGGAACCGGGCGCCCACCGGCUACGACGUGGUUGCCCAGACAACGGAUGGCCUGGAUGCGGACCUGUGGAAGGACGGUCUGUUCAAGUCCAAGGUGACGCGCUACCUCUGCUUCACCAGAGUCUUCUCCAAGGAGAACAGCCAUUUGGGAAACGUUCUGGUGGACAUGAAGCUGAUUGACAUGAAGGACACCCUACCCGUCGGCUUCAUCCCCAUCCAGGAAACUGUAGACACGCAGGAACCGGCCUUCAGGAAGCGGAGGCUCUGCAUUAAGUUCAUCCCACGGGACUCCACCGAGGCGGCCAUCUGCGACGUGCGGAUCCUGGGCAGGUCCCGGCAGGCCCCCCCCCAGUACACCUUCAUCGGAGAGCUGAACAGCAUGGGCAUCUGGUACCGGAUGGGCAAGGUGCCGCGGGCGCAGGAGACCAGCCAGAACCAGAACCACACGCCGCCCGUCCAGCCCCUCACCACCACCACGGCGGCCCCCGCGCAGAUCCUGCCCAGGCACAUAUCCAUGACCCUGCCUGCCAGUUUCAGGGGGAAGAACACCACCAGACCGGACUACGAGCACCAGAACUCCAACCUGUAUGCCAUUUCAGCGAUGGACGGAGUGCCCUUCAUGAUCUCCGAGAAGUUCGCCUGUGCCUCCAGCGAUCUGCUGCAGGACGACUUAAUGGGCAUCAGCAUCAAAACCCUGGCGGAGAUCGAGAAGGAGUAUGAGUACAGUUUCCGUACGGAGUACAGUGCGGCUGCCCGGCUCCCUCCCAGCCCCACGCGGACCCAGCUCAGCUCCGAGGCCUGAGGGAGGGCGGGAACGAGGGAUGAAGAUGGAGGAGAGAGAUGCGGACGGAGGAGAGAGCCACUUUCCUCUGACUUUUGAACGCAGGGAAGGGUCACUACAAAGAGAAAGGGAAGAGCCAGCACAAACAAAGAAAACCUCCUUUCUGUAAUUUUUUACCCACAAUCCCCCGCCACUGUGGGAUAACACAGAUCUGCCCGUUGCCCUGCGAAACACAUGACCUCUCCCUGGAUUUGAGCCUGUUCAUUCCGAAUGCACAUAAGGAACGGUGGCCGUCUCUGUGUGGAUCCUCCUUUUGGGGGUGCCGAGCCCAGCCACAGCGGUGAGGGUAGCUCACCUGAAGGAAAUAGAGAGAGAGAGAGACAGCGCCCCCUGCUGGUACCCUGUGCUCACGCUCCCGUCUGCUGCUACAUGGGAGGAGUACCAGUAGGAAAAUUGGGUGCUACGGCAGCCAUUUAAAAAAAAAAAAAAUGUAUUUGUAAUUUUUGUUCACGCUGUGGAAGACCACUCUGAACGACUGCCCACGAGACUGGAUGGAGAGAGAUCAGCCUUCGAGCCAGACUGCGAGAUUUAACCCCCCCCCCCCCCCCCCCCCCCCCCCCCCCGCCUCCUCCUACCUGACCUCCUGUACCUGGACAUGCCACUGCUGAUAUUCCCAGCCGUCUUGCUGCUGCUGCCUGAAGUGUUUUGAGCUCAGCGAACAUGUGGUUGUCUGCCCCCCCACUCCACGCCAUCUCCUGUGUGUGGUUAUUAGGGACCAGUAAAACCCGACUGAUUUUAAAUGGUGUUGAUUGUGGAUCAGUUUUCCUCAUAUUCAGAUGGGUGUAGUGCGGGGGGGGGGGGUAGUCUGUUUCUCUCUACACUAGUGGUUGCAUUCCUCAGAGGUGGACUGAUCCUAAAAAAUGAGGGAGGGGUCUACAGCCCGUCUGGCCCUCCCCUAACCCCCACAAGGCUGUGAACCAAGUGCUUUUAUACCUUUUAUACCCCCUCCCCCCUGUUAGACAGAACGGACACAAGCGACUCAUGAUGCAGAAGUGCAUUGCAGCUGUGAGAUUAUCGUCGUCAGUCAUUUCUACUUGGUGUUUCUGUGUGUUGUUUCGCGAGUGCACUAUUGUUUUUGGAUUCUCCAUUAUUACCGAGCGAUGACUCGGCCCACCCCACCCACAGACUCCCGGCUGGACCCCUGCUCUGCUCCCGCUGUUCGAUGCUGAGCCACUGGAGCCAUGCCACGGGCGAUUUGGGGCGGUGCCGGGCGAUCCGGGCGGUGCAGGGCGAUAGGGAUGGGGGUCCACAGCUCUCUGCAGAACCACAGUCUUCUCUCUUAAAUUUGAGCAGAAAAUUAGAGAAAUUUAUGAAAAUUUCUCUCGGGAGGAAUUUAUGAAAAUUUGCCCGUCUGCAAAAUAUGACCUUCAUCAGUUGCUGUAAAUGUGGAGAAAAAAAUAUUUUAUCGCUGUAUAACUUUCAGAUGAUUUAUGGUAAUUUUACAGCAAAAAAAUAUAGUUUUUUUAGAGUAUGCGGGCAGCCUUUAAUUGAUUUAUCUUGGGUUUUAUUUGCCUGAAUGAACUUUGCGCAUCUGUGAUGUACGCGUUUGCCGACGUUUCCUCUCCUGUCGGCCUAACCGUUUUAUUUUUGGAGAGGAAUUCGGACAAACUUCGGUGAUCAUGAACACGUUUCUGCACUGACAUCCAUAUUCCCUUAGAUGUGUUUCUACAUCACAUUGCCUCCUCAGUAAGUCCAGUACAAAAGGCUGUACUUGAAGAAGGCAGUCCUGUGCCUGGCCACGGCUUCUAAAUCUUCAGUUCACUUGUUUUUGUACUGAGUGAUCUUUAGGGCCAGAGCAACAACCAACAAUGCGUGAUCAAGCGUCUUUUUAUCUUAGAAAUUAAAAGGAAAAAUUAACCAUAAUCAAACCGCAAAAUGGUAAUGACAAAUAAUUACCGCUGGUGUAUAUGUAAAUAACUCUCGAAAGCAGCGUUUCAUUUUUUUCCUCAUGGGUAAUACUAAUUAUUGAUUUUUUUGUUUUCUCAUUGUGGGAAAAGAGAGAACAGGGCACAACCACGUUUGAAAUGAAAAACAAUUUAUUAAUUGAAAGAAAAAAGGCAAACUAUGGUAUUUAAUGCUGCCACUUGUUUAUACACACGCUAUCACCAUGUUAGCGUGUGUAACCCGUAAAGCUUAAUUUCAGAGACUGUUAAAAUGCACUGCUAGGUUCUGUAAUUUAGUCAUUUGUGAAAUGGAAUGUUUUUGUGUGUGUUUGUUUUUGCUUUCAUCUGGUUUUUCACUCUCAAAAUGUUCAACUUUGUACAUAAUCUGAAAGCUGUUCCUGCCCGUCAUACUGUGUCCAAUUAAAACUCUGGAUGUAAAAUGUUUACGUUGAUGGUUAUGUACGCAGAGCCUGAAUGCUCAACCAUAGACCAGACUCUCUCAGUCCCAGGGACGGCUCUAAUGCUCCCACCUAUAUUGACCAGGCCCAUUACUAACCCCAGUGGCUUCCGAAAUUUUAUUAAUUUUUUUAUUUACGCUGGCCAAAUUUGACUGCUUUCUUGUGUACCGUAAGAAGGACAGAAUAACGGAAUGCUUUUAUCUGAUGUGCUCGAAGGAAAACGUAAUUGCUGUUUGUCUGGUUACUGCAGAACCUGGGCCUUGUGUUAUAUUUGCUCUUAUUUACUGAAGAAAUGUUCAGGUCUGCGUUCCUCUUUAAUUUUUUUUCAGUCAGCUGUAGUCCAGUGUGGUAAAGGUGGACUGACAUUGUUGUGCUAAACAUUGUAAACUAGCUGUGUAAACUAAUGCAACUGCUUAGUUUUGGUGUGGCACCAAUAUACCAGUCUGCUUUACUACUGUUUCACUAACUCUGAUGUCGGCACACUUCACAUACUCGUGAUAGUUACGGGUGUAAUUCCAUUGGUCGUGUCUAUUUCAGGAAUGUUCACAAUUGGACAACACAUCGUACCACUUGCAUUGCCAUGGUGAAAAAUACUACUGCAAAUACUAUUAAUACUGAAAAUACUAAUUCUAACAUUUUUUGAGAACAAAUGGCCAUUUGCGUUGUCUCAGUGAUGCCCAGGCGUCGUGGCCUUAAGAGUUUGUAGAGUAGGCUAUGCUAUAGCUCCGCCUAUUUUCGGCGCGGGAGUUUCCCGUCUGCUGCAGUGUUCUGAUGUCCGGCCUGUUAUCUGGACAAUCGGUGUUUUGGGUCAGAUAUUUGAGACUCGGGUGCUGGUAUAAAUGUUUUUUUCUCGCCUUUUCUUCUCGUGGACACAUUGGGUUUUUCUCAACAACAAAAAAAAAAAUCGUAAAAUUUCCGGAUCCAAUACUACAGCUAAUUCUCAUAACCGGUUUUGUAAAUAACUAACGUGAGGUAACGUUAACACAACGCGUUAUUACGAACUGAUGUUAUGUUCGUCGAUAUAUAUAAAACUGUGAAUAGUAGGCCUACUGUCCAUUGGUAUCGGUGUAUGUAACUGCAUGCUGUGUUGUACCGUGUUGUGUGUAGGCCUGUGUUUUAAACGAGGAUGGGGUUUAAGGGCCCCAACCCCCGCCUUUCUCCCUCAACUCGGCUUACUGUUGUUUUACAGAUGUGAUUUUCGGCUCUUUGGUUCAGAUAAUAUGUGCCCUUUCCUGCUUAUGUGGUAUAUAGCCCUUCUGUCAAACGAGAGAGCGAAUUUUCCUGAUAAAAAGCACAGGGACAAUUUGUUCCAUGCACCUCAACGUUUUAUUGUUCUACGUUAAAAGACGUUGACAUGGCAACUUGAACAUCGGGUGGUUAUCUGUGUUGUACUGUACUGCCGACUGUUUUGAGUUUUAUAUGUGGUUUAUGAGCAUAUUGUUUCCCUUCACAAAGUAAACUAAUUAGGUUCCACCCUUUUUAUCAUUUUAUUCUUCCGCGUCUUUUUCUUUUUUGAGGUUAUUUAUGUAGCCGAAUUUUUUUUUUUUUUAAAGCACUGCGGGGAUUGUGCUUUCUCUUUGUUCGUACCACCCUGGUAAUGUUAAACUGGAGCGUGACGUGGAGACCCAUCGAGACCUCUGAACUCGGAGACUGCGAAGCGGAUGGAAGGGGCGCAUUUAGCGCGGUGCUCCAGUCUUAGCACACUCCUGAUCCGAGUUGAUUUAGCGUUGAUUUUGAAAUCUUUUACAAAAGGAAAAUAAAUGUGUGUGUGUGUGUGUGUGUGUUUUUCCCCGCAGGUCAUACGGGGCAGCGAAUCGCGCGUGUCCUGGCGUUACUACCACGUUACCUGACUUUGUCCUGGUUUGUUUGAUCUGUUACCUUUGAAUCCCUGUGUUCUUCACCAAGCAACGCGCCUUCGUGCUAACCUGUUUAUAUUAAACUCAUAAACACCGUUGUAGAACAUAUAUUUUCGUGUUUUUUAAUAUCCCUUUUUAUUGUCUAAUCGUACAAUAAAUUGCCACAAGCAUACAGUUAAAUGCAAGAUAUUGGAACAGGGACACACUUUUAGUUGUUUUGGCUCUGUACUCCUGCACAUUGGAUUUGAAAUAAAACAAAGAAUAUGAGGUUAAAAAUGCAGUCUGUCAGCUUUAAUUUGAGGGUAUUUACAUUUGUAUGGGGUGAUCCAUGUAGAUAUCACAGCCCUUUCUAUACACAGUCCCCCCCAUUUUGGGGGAGCAAAAGUAUUUGUACAGUUGGCUUCUCGGCUGUUUCCUGGCCAGCAUCAUUGGUUCAUGCACAAGACUGCUAACAACAGGUCCGUUGUGGUUGUGGAAAUAACCCCCGUUUUGCAGGGGUUUUCAGUGGAUACCCUGUACCUUUCAAUGUAAAUAAACAUUGGCAAUACAAUUAUACAAUCCAAGACCUGUAGGUGUUCUAGACCUCAUUGUCACUGUUAGGUUUUACAGAAGGGAACAUAUCAUUGCGUGAUUGUUCGUCUGUACUCGUGCAAUUUUAAUAAAAUAUUCCCUUUCAUGGCA